CACACUGCAGGAAACUCAUGGUCCUUUGGGCCAGAGUGGCCUUUCUUCUUCUUAACCCUUCUCACCGCUGCAUUCAUUACAUUCAUUCUUACAUCGCCUUUUCUCAUUCCACUCCACCUCCUUUCCCUUGCUACUCUACACACCUUGGCCUUUGUCUGCUGACCGUCGACCGCCGUUGAGACAAGCCAUGGACACAGCAGUACUGGGUCAGCCCCAGUCUCACUUUCGCUUCUUCGAUAUCUACUCCUCCACAAUCCGGGAUCACACCAAGAACAUCGACAAUGAGGAUGUAGGGCUAUACAAAUUCACCAAGCCCAAGAGUCUCGAUGUCUACGCAGAUCUUAUCAUUGUCUUCAAGUACAAAGAGCCAGUCAAAGGCGCGUCCAAGCCAGACUAUGAGCAGCAGACGAUCAAGGCGUACCAGGAGGUCCUACAAAAACUCGCACGCGUGGGUCUCCAGUAUGAAACCAGACCCAGCGGCAAUCACACGCUCUUCAUCUUCGUCCUCUGUCCAUGGGCUGUUCUGAAGCGCGAGGCAACACGUAGCAGCAUUCACGAUUGGCUCGCAGGCGUCCGAGUCGCUGAUACUGCAGAAACAGAACAGCUGCUCCAGCCUAUUAAGGAACGUGAUCAUUCCUUGGACAAUCUCUCUGAGGCGGAUCGUAUUCGUUAUAUCAAUGAUCUCAUCACAGGAUUGCCAAGCGAGGGAGGUGCUGGUAUCUACCCGGAUGAGCACGAAUAUGUCGAGAGUAUACUCCCGCUGCACGACAAGGCAUUCAACAAGUCGUGGCUCAAGGCCUGGUCAACAAAGUGGCUCGUGGACCAAGAGGAUUUGACAAAGAUCCGAGAUCAAUUUGGCGAGAAGAUCGCCUAUUACUUUGAAUUCCUCCAGUUCUACUUCAAGUGGCUGGCCGCCCCUACAGCGCUGGGUGUCAUCGUCCAUUUUUUCGGAACAUCUUUCUCAAUCUUUUAUGGCGUCUGUGUCAUUCUCUGGUCCGUCGUCUUUACAGAAUACUGGCAACGUCGAGAGAGAGAGCUCUCGCUUUGGUGGGGUGUCCGCCAUGUAUCCAAAGCGGAGAUGAGGCGACCUUCUUUCAAGGGCGAUACUGUCACGUUGGAUCCUGUUACUGGAGAGAUGCUGCCGUUUUUCUCGCCUUGGAAACGAUGGACUCGCAAAAUGGCUGGCGUACCUGUUAUCCUCGCAGGUGCUCUUGCCCUGACCACAGUCAUCACCACAGUCUUUGGUAUCGAGGUCUUUUUGACCAUCUACUACGAUGGAUAUUUGAAAGAGGUUUUGAUCUACGUCCCAAUGGUUCUUUAUUCUCUUGCUAUCCCAAAUGUCGCGGCCUUUUGCAAGUCUGUUUCGCGUCAGUUAACGGACUAUGAGAACUACGAGACGCAUGCGAGCUACGAGUACCACUUGAUGCAGAAGGUCUUCAUCUUCAACGCUCUGACGAGCUACAUGUCGAUCCUCUUGACGGCCUAUGUUUACAUCCCCUUCGGCCCAGAGGUGAUCUCGACCUUCCAGAGCUAUGGCCUUUCAUUCUCCAAGGCAACCAUCGAACCGGCCAUGCUGCAAAACCGUCUCAAGGCGUUUAUGAUCACAACACAGGCCAUCAGCUUUGCCACCGAAACGAUUGUCCCAUGGUUGACACGACGCGCCAAGGUAGGAGCUGUCAAGAUCAAGAAGGAGGUCUCUGAGAAACUGAAGCAUGAAUCGACCUCGAGUGAUUCUAGUGUUGAGGACGGUCAGGACUCGGAGGGGGCGAAAAAGUUUUUGAACCGGGUGAGGAAACAAUCUGAACUACCCGUGUACGAUGUCAAUGAGGAUUAUGCUGAGAUGGUUCUUCAAUUUGGAUAUGUGUCGUUGUUCAGCGUUAUCUGGCCAUUGACGGGCCUCUGUGCGUUUAUCAAUAACUGGGUUGAGCUGCGAUCGGAUGCUGCGAAGAUCAGCUACAACGCCCGUCGACCGAUUCCUGCGCGUACGGACACGAUCGGACCAUGGAUUAACAAUCUGCAAAACAUCACCUGGUUCUCCUCGUUGACGAAUGCGUCAAUCCUGUAUCUGUUCCAUGGUGCGGAGCAUGAGCCUCGUUUGAGUCUGGGCAUGCUGUUGUUCUCGUUGCUGGUUUCUGAGCACGCGUAUUUGGCUCUGCGAUCGGUGGUGGGAUUGAUCUUGGAUAGCAUACCGACGGAGGCGGACCUCAAUGUGCGCAGGAAGGAGUUCGGAGUCAAGAGCAGCUGGUUGUCGCGUCUGGGCGAUGCAAUCGGAGUUGAUUCGGUUGCGGGAAUGUCAGUGAAGGGUGUGUCGACUCGGGCGCAGGCUGCCGAGGUUGUGGCUGCUGAACAACCUGCAGGACUGAGUUCUAGAUCUGGAGAUGUCUCGGCCACUGACGAUAUCGGUGUUCAAGCGAUCCGAUCGAGCCUUAAGACUAAUUGAGCAGCAGCAGCAGCAGCAGCAUUGGUUGCCUGAUACGAAAAGGGAACAGGAUACAGGCUAGCUCUGAAGGUUAUCAAAAAUACAUGUGCGAUAUA
This is a messenger RNA of Gamsiella multidivaricata, 2535 nucleotides long. RefSeq names its product calcium-activated chloride channel-domain-containing protein. Gene Ontology annotation, biological process: chloride transmembrane transport. NCBI's taxonomy places the organism in Eukaryota, Fungi, Mortierellomycota, Mortierellomycetes, Mortierellales, Mortierellaceae. The transcript is spliced from 5 exons. Gene Ontology annotation, cellular component: cortical endoplasmic reticulum. The record is from RefSeq and is a predicted model, not a curated record. Bases 188 to 2440 code for a protein of 750 amino acids. Gene Ontology annotation, molecular function: chloride channel activity.